UGCCCACAUCUCUUUGUGAGUCCUCUCUCACCCUUUUCCUGUUCGCAAUAUCGAGUUCUGAUCCGUGGCCCUUCUCUUCAGUCCCGUAAGUCCUCUCUCCCAAGCUUCUAGUUUUCUUCUUGUUGUGUUCCUUGUUUCCUCUUCUGUUGAUGAAGUCCGAAGACAAGGAUCACCACCACCACCCCCACCACCGCCAUAACCGGUUGUUUAACUUCCACCUCCACAUGCGACACGAGAAGGGGGCUUCGUCACCCAAGGGGUUGAUGGGAAUAAGGGUGGGAAUGGAAGGGGAGGAAGAGCAGCAGCGAUUCAUGGUGCCGGUGGAGUAUUUGAAACAUCCGCUCUUCGUGGGGCUUCUCAACGAGGCCGAGAGGGAGUAUGGGUUUGACCAACCGGCGGCGAUCACCAUCCCGUGCCGUGUCGACUACUUCCGCUACGUCCUGAGCAUCAUCGACCGUGAUAGUAGUGCCGGUCAAACCCAUCAUCGCCAACACCACCGCUUGGCCCAUUUCGCUGGUUGUUUUAGGGCGUGAUGGCAAAACAUAGAACAAAAGAUCAGUUAUUAUUAUUAUUAUUAUUAUUGGUUUGAAAAUUGAGGAUGGUUCUGAUGACCAUAUGCUAUGAAUACUUGGUGAAUGAUGUGUUAUUUUUUU
This is a messenger RNA of Elaeis guineensis (African oil palm), 653 nucleotides long. Its product is annotated as auxin-responsive protein SAUR32-like. Lineage: Eukaryota; Viridiplantae; Streptophyta; Magnoliopsida; Arecales; Arecaceae. The record is from RefSeq and is a predicted model, not a curated record. Gene Ontology annotation, biological process: response to auxin.